Molecule: messenger RNA, 2706 nt
Organism: Sorex fumeus (smoky shrew)
Lineage: Eukaryota; Metazoa; Chordata; Mammalia; Eulipotyphla; Soricidae
Gene: MROH8
Product: maestro heat like repeat family member 8
Exons: 21
Coding region: 1-2706 (901 amino acids)
Cellular component (GO): cytoplasm
Source: RefSeq, a predicted model, not a curated record
AUGCUUGUGAGAGACCAGAGAUCACACCUGAGUCAGCUGUGUGCAAGGCAAACAUCCUACUCGCUGUCCUUCCACAUUGGCUCUGAAAACGAAGACUCUGAGAAGGGAAGAACAAGUAACAAAACUCAGGAGUCUUCCCCGGAUAGUCCCAGACUACUGACUUCCCAGACCUACCUCAGUGAAGAUGCCGUCGCGAAAAUGAUCCACUCCAUCCAGGAGGCUUUCACAGGCCAGCUGAAGAUCCUAGUGGAAGAGUAUAUUCCAUGGAAAUUAUUCAGCCCUGUGCGCCAGGAGAUCUUUUUCACCAUCUCUGCUCUCAGUUACCAAGAGGUCUGUUUGCUCUUUGGCUCUGAAGAUAAAGAUGCCUUGCUCGGUCUUAUCAUCAUAAGCGUAAUCACUCUGCCCUCAGUAGAGGAAGUACCAAGUGGGCCUUACAACUCAGAGGAUCUCUGCAUACUGACGUUUCAGGAAUUCUUUGAGAUGCUCCAGAUGUUGGUGGUACGCGAUCCACAUUUAGAAAAUCUUGACAACAUUUUCAAGCACUUGUCCCCCUGGCUGCAGACAAACAGACACUCUGAGCGGAUGCUGGCCACCACCAGCAUUGCUGAAGUUCUGAAGUGCUUAUCCAGAAAUCUCAGCUUGAAGCUUCCUCUGCGUUUUCACAGACUUGGCCACCUCGUGGCUCUGAUGGCGCUGCUCUGUGGGGACCCAGUGACUUCGGUGGCUGAGAAGGCUGCAGAGGGCAUGCACCACCUGCUGCGUAUCACCCUGAGACUGAAAUAUACUGCCCAUGAGGAGAAAAAUUAUGAAAGCUUUAGAAGAGCAAUGAAAAGGUGUCGCAAUGCCCUGAAAUUCUACAGCAUUAAACAGUUCUACAAAUACCCCUUCCAGAUUGCUCAGGUCUUUGAAGUUUUUCUCAAUUCUAACGAGCUCUGCCAGUUUGUAAUGACUGUAGCGGAUGGCCUGAAAAAUCUGCGCUAUCCUUCCAUCCAGCUAGCAGCAGGAGAAUUGCUGAUAACGUUGAUGGAAAACGUGAAGUCCAGGUUUGAAAAGGUGCCCGAGGUUAUAGGGGUUAUCUGUGCCCGACUCUCCAUGGUCAGCCAUCCUGUAGUCCGCCAACAAAUUAUCAAUACCGUGAGCGUGAUUAUGUGCACACCCAUUUACACAGACGUAGUGGUCAGCCACCUUCUGUGCCAGCCAUUGCCAUUCAACAGGUCUCUGACAGAGCUAUGGAGAAAUCUGACGGUGAAUGUGAAACUCACAACCUGGAUCCUGUCGCGGCUGCUGAGGAAGCUGCAGAGAAGUCAUGUUCAGCCCUUCCAGGAGAAGAUGAACUACAUGACUGUUUCAGCCACCAGUGCCCUUUCGGAGGUGUUUAUAGGAAACAAGCUCAAAGCAGCCAUGUUCCGACUCUUUCCUCAGCUUCUUAUUGCACUGCUCAUCCAGAUUCACCACUGCAUCGGUCUCACCAUGUCUGAUGUCUCCAUCCCGCCUUACCUACUCUCGAACCAGGAAAUGUUUUCAGAGGUCGCUCCUUUGGGCCUUGCCGUACAGGCUACCAAGACUCUCCUUUUCAGAACGUUGUGCUUUCAGGAAUUCAGCAUCAUGGAAAAGAAAAAAGGAUGGGCCCUCCUGGAAGGAGAAGAUAGCCAUCUCCAGGGCGUAGCUCUUCUUGCCAACGCGAUACUAGAAGGAAGUCCCGCCUUUGCACAUAAGAUCUUAUAUUUGUUAGUCCCUCUUCUUAACCGAGGGAAUGAAAAGCAUAAACUCACAGCUGCAGGCUUUUUUGUGGAGCUCUUCCAGAGUCCAGUGGCUAUGAGAUUGCCCCGCAUAUACUCUGUUACCCGCUUGACAGACUGGCUCCAUGAUGAAAAUAUUCUCUUUAGAAUUCUUGCUCUGAGGGGACUGCUCCACAUGAUCAGACACCAGAAGAUGAGGGAAGACUUCAUCAGCCUGAUUCCGAGCAUCUUGGACCUCUUAAGUGAUACCAAAGAGAAGAUUAUUUUGCUGGCCAUCGAGAUUCUCCUGCAUCUUGUCAAGAAGAUGGAUUUCACCACGCUGGCUGCCAUGAUGAGGACUCUGUUCUUCUUAUUUCGAGAUGUGAGAUCUGAUGUUCGUCUUUUCUCCAUGACCCUCUACGAAGCCUCCAUAAAGUCUGUGAAAUGCUCAGAGAAGAAGGGUAUAGAGAACCAAGUCCUGAGCAGUUUGGUCCCACUACUUCUCUACACACAGGAUGAAAAUAAUGCAGUAGCUGAGGAGAGCAGGCAUCUGCUGACUGUAUGUGCUCAGUUUCUGAAGUGGAGGUUGCCCAAAGAAGUGUACAGAAAAGAUCCCUGGUACGCCAGGUCCGGUGAAGUUGAAACCAUCUCCAAAUUCCUUGGAAAAAAAUGCGAGGGGAAAGUUAACAUCCUUACCCAAAUGUUGAUAUACUCCAAGAAUGCCAAGCUUCCCAUCAAAAGAGCUGCAGUCUUGUUUAUAGGGCUGUUUUCAAAGUGCAUGGAUCCCAGGGGACUCAAGACAGAGGAUAUUGACUGGAUAGAGUAUGCUGGACUCCCCCGCCGCUCGCCGCGGGCAGAGGACGGCCGUCCGCUUAAGGCCCCGAGGGCCGCCGUCUUCCGGCGUUUCCGGAGGACGGGGCCGGGCGGGGACGCUCCGAAGAAGCUGAGGACUCUUUCGAGGCGGCACGCGGAGGCAGACGGCCGCUAG